Molecule: messenger RNA, 880 nt
Organism: Nestor notabilis (Kea)
Lineage: Eukaryota; Metazoa; Chordata; Aves; Psittaciformes; Psittacidae
Gene: ASB13
Product: ankyrin repeat and SOCS box containing 13
Exons: 6
Coding region: 5-841 (278 amino acids)
Biological process (GO): positive regulation of protein catabolic process; intracellular signal transduction; protein ubiquitination
Molecular function (GO): protein binding
Source: RefSeq, a predicted model, not a curated record
GGCCAUGGAGAGCCCCGAGAGCAGCGAGUCCCUGCGGGGCGAGAUCAGCUUCUGGGCUGACCGGACCCCAGUUCAUGAAGCAGCCAGGAGGGGAGAGACCCUGCAGCUGCAGCAGCUGAUAGAGAGUGGAGCCUGUGUCAAUGCUGUCACCUACGACUCUAUCACUCCACUGCACGAGGCGAGCCUGCGGGGACAAACGCAGUGUGUCAAGCUCCUGCUGGCUGCAGGGGCCCAGGUGGAUGCCAGGAACAUCGAUGGCAGCACGCCGCUCUGCGACGCCUGUGCCUCGGGUAGCAUAGAGUGUGUCAAAGUGCUGCUGUCCCAUGGUGCCAAGGUGAACCCUCCCCUGUACACAGCCUCUCCUCUCCACGAAGCCUGCAUGAAUGGUAGCUCAGAGUGUGUGCAGCUCCUCAUCGACGUCGGUGCCAACUUGGAGGCUCACGACUGCCAUUUCGGGACUCCCCUACACGUGGCUUGUGCCAGGGAGCAUCUGGACUGUGCCAAGUUGCUGCUUAAGGCAGGGGCUAAUGUGAAUGCUGCUAAACUUCACGAGACAGCCCUGCACCACGCAGCAAAGGUGAAGAACGUGGACCUGGUGGAGAUGCUGAUUGAGUUUGGAGGAAACAUCUAUGCAAGGGACAACCGAGGGAAGAAGCCUUCGGAUUACACUUGGAGCAGCAGUCCCACAGCAAAAUGCUUUGAGUACUAUGAAAAAACACCUCUGAGCCUGUCCCAGCUCUGCAGGGUUACAGUGAGGAAAGCAGCCGGGCGGCGGGCGCUGGAGAAGAUCGCCAAGCUCAACAUUCCUCCACGGUUAAUCCAGUACCUGUCCUACAACUGACAGGGAUGAGGAUGCCCAGGAAGGACAGUACCUUUAGCU